Messenger RNA from Pseudomassariella vexata, 1419 nucleotides. RefSeq lists its product as uncharacterized. Gene Ontology annotation, molecular function: flavin adenine dinucleotide binding; oxidoreductase activity. Bases 1 to 1419 code for a protein of 472 amino acids. NCBI's taxonomy places the organism in Eukaryota, Fungi, Ascomycota, Sordariomycetes, Amphisphaeriales, Pseudomassariaceae. The record is from RefSeq and is a predicted model, not a curated record. The transcript has a single exon.
AUGACGUCGGCCCACUACGACGUGAUCAUUGUGGGUUCCGGCCAAAGCGGGACGCCUCUCGCCAGUGCCUUCGCGGCGGCUGGCCGCAAGACAGCCCUCAUAGAAGGAGCUCAUAUUGGUGGCACCUGUGUCAACGAGGGAUGCACGCCAACCAAUACCAUGAUCGCUUCUGGUCGGGUUGCGUAUCUUGCGAGGAGGGGUGAGGAUUAUGGCGUGCAGACUGAGAAGGUAGCCAUAGAUAUGGUAAAGAUACGGCAACGCAAACGAAACAUCGUCAGUAGCCGGGCUGAUGGCAGUAGGAAGCGGCUGGUGGGUGUUGAUGUAAUCAACGGCGAGGCGAGUUUCUCAGCGCCGAAGACGUUAGCUGUUCAGAUGAUCGCGGGGGGGGAGAAAACGGUAAGGGGAGAAACUAUUCUGAUCAACACGGGCGAGAGGCCGCGUCCGCCGAACUUAAAAGGGUUGGAUCGGAUUGACAAGAAGAGAGUUCUGAAUUCGACGUCGAUUAUGGAGUUGGCUGAGGUUCCAGAACACCUCAUUGUGCUGGGUGGGGGAUACGUUGGACUGGAGUUUGGGCAGCUGUUCAGGAGAUUGGGAGCCGAAGUAACGGUCAUACAGAGAGCGGCACAGUUGGUGCCAAAAGAAGAUCUGGACGUUGCAGUGUCCUUGAACAAGAUACUAGAGGAAGACGGCAUACGGAUUCAUCUCUUGACCUCCGCCGUAUCCAUUUCGAACGCGGGGUAUAAAAGAAGACCUAUAGUGCUUGAAACCGACCGGGCGGGAUCGAUAUCAGGUAGUCACAUUUUGUUCGCCACAGGACGCAUACCAAACACGGACAUGCUGAAUCUUGAUUGGGUUGGUGUGAAGACCAAUAGUCGUGGCCACAUUGUUGUCAACGAGAGGCUCGAAACGACCGCGUCGGGGAUAUAUGCGUUGGGGGAUGUGCACGGCGGGCCGGCAUUCACGCACAUGUCAUAUGAUGACUUCCGAAUCAUACGGGCGAACCUCAUUCUAGCAUCGGUACCAGCAAACACCGUGUCAUUGACGACCACCCAGGCGUCCAGAUCCCGUAUUUUGACGCCAUAUGUCAUAUACACUGAUCCACAACUCGCCCACGUUGGUUUACAUGAACGGGACCUUGAGACGAUGCAACGGAAAACCAAGACUGCCAGGAUGCCAAUGGGUUAUGUUGCGCGGGCUAUAGAGACUGACGAGACACGAGGGUUGAUGAAGGCAACGGUUGACGCGGAGACGGGAGAUAUCCUUGGGUUCACCUGCCUAGGAGUCGAAGGAGGGGAAGUAAUGUCCAUUGUCCAGACGGCGAUGAUGGGCGGUGUCAAGUGGUGGGAUCUUGAAGCAGCUGUAUGGGCGCAUCCAAGCCUGGCGGAAAGUCUAAAUAAUCUCUGGGCAUAUCUUCAAUAG